AAGCUAAGCUAAGCAAAACUCCUUGACGAGACAGAUCAUUAGUGGCUACCAGUACUAGAGAAAUGACAUCUCCAUGGACUGACUAACUGAUUCCAUUCCAUGUCUGUUACAAAAAUGGCGGGAAUAUGCUCUCUGAAUCCAACAACCUCAAUGACUUUUAAGACAAUUCAUGGAAUUAGAUGUUGCUCAGGAGCAACAGAUAAUGAAAAUAAGAGUUCAACUAGAACUAAAACCCCACAGAUUUUGAAAUUGGCUGUAAGUGGGGUCACAGAGCUUUUAAGGGUUUUCUCCUUCUCAGGCAAAGAGAGAUUAGAGAAAGUGAACAAUAAAGAUAGAGAUGAGAUAUCUGUUUCUGGUAUUGAUGAUGUUAUAAUGAUCCUCAAGUCUGAUUAUGAGAAUGCUUAUUUCGUCACAGAUCCAGAUAAUUACUUAAAAGCAGGGGUUUUCACGUCAGCGAUUUAUGAUGAAGAUUGUGUCUUUGAAGAUCCAACCAUUAAAUUCCAGGGUACUAAGUUGUAUUCACGCAAUUUGAAAUUGCUGGUUCCUUUCUUCGAUUGUCCAUCAAUUGGAUUACAAGACAUUGAGAAGGGUGUCAAUUCCGAAACAUAUUUUGUGCUGGCAAGAUGGAAACUAAGAACAUACCUGAAAUUCCCAUGGAGGCCUCUCAUUUCAAUCGACGGAAGCACAGUCUAUGAAUUAGAUAACAAGCUUAAAAUUGUUAGGCAUGCUGAGAGCUGGAAUGUUUCUGCACUUGAAGCUAUUGGUCAGAUAUUUACCCCUAGCUUUGAUAGACCUGGUGAAUGAAUUUGAGAAAACGUCUGGAAAUCUAAAGCUGAUGUAAUCAGAUCUCUGCAAUUUGAUUAAAAAGAUCUUGUGGUUUUAAAGACAAUGUAGACUUUCGUAUGGAUUAAGUUAGCAACCAUCAUCCUGUCUGCUCAAA
Messenger RNA from Populus trichocarpa (black cottonwood), 940 nucleotides. RefSeq lists its product as uncharacterized. The transcript has 9 exons. Bases 100 to 804 code for a protein of 234 amino acids. The record is from RefSeq and is a predicted model, not a curated record. Lineage: Eukaryota; Viridiplantae; Streptophyta; Magnoliopsida; Malpighiales; Salicaceae.